Messenger RNA from Onychomys torridus (southern grasshopper mouse), 2140 nucleotides. It is a transcript of the gene Acoxl, whose product is annotated as acyl-CoA oxidase like. Gene Ontology annotation, cellular component: peroxisome. Gene Ontology annotation, biological process: fatty acid beta-oxidation using acyl-CoA oxidase; lipid homeostasis. Gene Ontology annotation, molecular function: acyl-CoA oxidase activity; fatty acid binding; FAD binding. NCBI's taxonomy places the organism in Eukaryota, Metazoa, Chordata, Mammalia, Rodentia, Cricetidae. The record is from RefSeq and is a predicted model, not a curated record. The transcript is spliced from 18 exons.
AUGACAGGAUGGAGUGGACUGUUUAUAGAAGUCCCUCUGUAUAGAUUGGCAUUGGAAGUGUGUUGUCAUCUGUGAGGACCACAGGGAUUUCUUCAAAGAGCCUGCCAGGGAGUGAGCUGCCUGCCAAGGGACUCUAGAGCAGCUGGGAUCAUGGAGGAUAAAAGGAAGAACUCCAUCAGCCGAAGCCUUGCCCUGGGAGAAGUGCUCUGCAUGGUGGAUGUGGCCACGUGUGUGAAGUGUGGAAUCAUUUACAUGUUAUUUGGUGGUGCCAUCAACAAUCUUGGAAGUCCUGAACAUGUUACCAAGUGGUUUCAGCACCUCAAGGAGCAGACGUAUACUGGGAUGUUCGCAAUGACAGAGAAGGGCCACGGGAGCAAUGUGAGAGGGAUCCAGACCGAGGCCUCCUUUGACCUUGACAAUCAGGAGUUUGUGAUUGACACGCCGUGUGAAGAUGCCCAGAAGAUGUACAUUGGCAACGCCAUGCACGGGAACUAUGCUGCCGUCUUUGCCCAACUCAUCAUUGAGGGAAGGUCUCAAGGGCCCCACUGUUUCAUCGUUCCUAUCAGGGAUGAAAAUGGAAACUUGUAUCCAGGAGUGACAGCCAUUGAUAUGAUGCAUAAAGAAGGAAUGAAUGGUGUGGAUAAUGGAAUUUUGAUAUUUGACAAGGUUCGGAUCCCAAGAGAGAACCUGCUGGAUAAGUUUGGUUCUGUGACCCCAGAUGGACAGUACCAUUCACCCAUUCAAAGCAAGAGUGCAAGAUUCAACGCAAUGCUGGCAACGCUGACCCCCUCAAGAUUAGCAGUGACUUUCAAGGCAAUGGGCAGCAUGAAGCUUGGACUGACGAUAGCCAUCCGCUAUAGCCACAGCCGAAGGCAGUUUGGGCCCAAGGGCAAAGAGGAGGUGAAGAUCAUCGAGCACCAGAUGCAGACACUCCGGCUGAUGUCUCACCUGGCCACAGCGCUGGCCCUGACCUUCACCAGCAGGCAUGCGGCCUUUGUCCUGGAUGAAGACAUCUUCCAGGGGAGGGAGCUCAUCAACAGGCGCUCACUACAGGCCCUAAUGGCUGGGCUGAAAGCCUACAGUACCUGGGAGACUAUCAGCUGCCUCCAGGACUGUCGCGAAUGCACCGGAGGCAUGGGUUACAUGAUGGAAAACCGGAUCUCAGGCCUGAAAUGUGACACAGAUGUGUUUGUAACCUUUGAAGGUGACAAUGUAGUCAUGCUUCAGGUGGUGGCCCGGGAACUGCUGGCCCAGUACACCAAGCAGCAUAAGAAGAACCCAGUCUUGGGGCUGAUCCGGAACUGGACUGCAACUGUUGGUGACAAGCUGAGAACCAGUUUCCUGGCAUUUAACACUGACACAGUGGGCCAUCUUGCCUUUUUGCUGAAAGCAUUGAAUUUUCGAGAAAGGGUUCUUCAGCGGAGUUUGGUGUCCAGAAUUUACAAUAAGGUGGUAACCAAGAAGGAGGAUUUCUUCAGCGCCUGGAACUCCUGUAUGCACCACGUCACCUCACUGUCCCUGGCACACAUUCACAGAGUUGCACUAGAGCAGUUCUUGAUGGCAGUGAGGCGCUGUCCCAACAAGGAGGACCAGGCUUUGCUAAUGAAGUUCUGUCUGCUGUAUGGGACGAAGCUGGUAUUCCAGGAGCGGGGCUGGUACUUAGAACAUAAGUACCUGACUCCCACAGCCAGCAUGCGGAUCAGGGCUCAGUUUCUGGAUUUGUGCGAGUCCGUGAAGGAUGACGCCCUGAAGGUGACCUCUGCUUUCAACAUUCCACACACCAUCCUCCAUGCACCAAUCGCCGGAGUCCCCAACCCCCGGGCUGCCUGGGCCUUCUACCAGGCGCCAAAGCCAACGCCGGUGCGGGAAGGAGCUCGCUCCCAGCCGUCCAAGCUGUGAGCCCGGCUAUUGCCGGCACGUGGAGAAAUGUAGUGUCCGGUCCGCAGCCUGCCAUGGAGUUCUCUUCAAAUAGUUCCCAGAGCUGGAGCAGAGGCCGAAGUGGCAGGUGCAGGACCUUGGGGUUUUGGUCACGCAGAGGGGGAGAUCUGGCUAAGGCUGGAAGGUUCAGGACAGGUUGUCGGAGAGGAGACUAGGUGGAUACCCGGAGAGUACUAUAAUUUAUCCUGGUCUGGUAACCUCU